GGAGCGGUUGGUGAGGUGGAUGAGUCUAGCCGCUGAGUGUAGGAUCGACUGGAGUGGGGAUAGCGUUCGUUUGGGUAGGCCAGUGAGAGAGUGUACGAGUUGUUUGGUGGUGUCUGGGGUGAGGAAUGUGCGCAUCUUGGAGAUGUUGUGGAGGUGGAGCCUGCAAGAUCUAGAUAGCAGUUGGAAUGUGGGGUAGGAAGGAGAGGUGGGAGUCCAGGGUGGGGGGGGGCUUUGGGUGGGGGGUGGUGGGGGGGGUGGUGUGUGGUGUUGUUAGGGUUGGUGGGGGUGGGGGGGGGGGGGGAAGGGACCAGGAGCUCGGUUUUGGAUAGGUUAAGCUUGGAGGAAAUGGAGCAAAAUCCAGUCUGAUAUGUCGUUUAGGAGGUGGGCGAUGCGGGGGGA
Molecule: messenger RNA, 399 nt
Organism: Staurois parvus
Lineage: Eukaryota; Metazoa; Chordata; Amphibia; Anura; Ranidae
Source: the annotation of a GenBank genome assembly